Cornus florida is the source of this 2604-nucleotide messenger RNA. Its product is annotated as protein NRT1/ PTR FAMILY 3.1-like. Gene Ontology annotation, biological process: transmembrane transport. NCBI's taxonomy places the organism in Eukaryota, Viridiplantae, Streptophyta, Magnoliopsida, Cornales, Cornaceae. The record is from RefSeq and is a predicted model, not a curated record. Gene Ontology annotation, cellular component: plasma membrane. The transcript is spliced from 6 exons. Bases 1 to 2268 code for a protein of 755 amino acids. Gene Ontology annotation, molecular function: transmembrane transporter activity.
AUGGACAUCUUCUCAAAUCAGCAGCAUUCUGACGACGACCCUCUUGUUGAAACUAAACUUAAACUUGGCUUCUCCUCAAUUCCAUUUUUAUGCAAGAAGCCACAUACAAUUCAAGAAGCCACAAGAAGAACCCAGAAGCUGCAAGAAGAUGCUAGAAGCAACCAGUCACCGCCAUGGAAGGUGCCGUACGUGAAGAACCAUCCGGUGGAAUUCAACCUUGACAGGCGGGGCGUUCAGGCGCGUGAAACCUCUUCUGGGGCUGUUCUUCGCAACAGCGUGUUCGUCUCGGUCUUGUGGACCUUCUUCUGCGAUCAAAAUAUGGUUUUGAUCGAUUUAAUUUCUGCGUUGGUGGCUUGGGUGCUCUGUUUUUCACCUUUUCCUCGCUCUGAGGCAGAGAUCACUCACAAAUCACUUAUGGAUGAAAUUAUAGAGGUACCGGAAAUUGAGGAAGUCAAUGAACAAAAUAUUGAGGCAUUGGAGAUCAUAGAAGAAAUAAUUGAAGAGAUAAUUGAAAAAAUUACAGAGACCCAAGAAAUCGGCCAAGAAAUCAUAGAAAUAGAGGAAAAUGAUGGAGUCAGAGAAGAAAUUAUCCAAGAAAUCAUAGAAAUAGAGGGAAAUGAUGAAGUCGGAGAAGAAAUUAGAGAAAAAGUAGCUCCAAAGAAAAAGGGUGGAUUAAUCACUAUGCCCUUCAUUUUUGCAAUUGAUGCAUCGGUGAAGUUUGCAAUUCUAGUUCUUAAUGUAAAUGUGAUUAGUCACUUAAUCAAGCAGCUUCAGAUGCCGUUUACCAAAGCAGUCAACACCGUCAACAUUUUUAAUAUCCUCACAAGCUUGACACCAUUGCUCGGGGGCGUUGUGGCAGACGCAGGUGUCGGACGGUUCUGGACCAUAAUAAUUUCCUCCAUAAUGUACUUAAUGGGGACGAUAUGUAUAAUAUCAUCAUCAACACUACCGGGAUUGAGGCCUCCGCCAUGUGAAGGUGACGGUAAGCAAGUGUGCCAACAGGCCAAUUUUGGCCAAUUGGCAACCGUUUACAUCUCUCUCCUACUGACUGCUUUGGGGUCUGGUGGAAUUCAGGCUUGCGUGUUACCAUUUGGGGCAGAUCAGUUUGAAGAAAAGAGUAAGAUGGGGAACUUCUUCAAUUGGUACUACUUCUUCAUGGGGUUACCUACCGUGUUAGCAACAAUAGAAGUGGUGUAUGCUCAACACAAUUUUGGACGGGCAUGGGGAUUUGGAGUCCCUACCAUAGGAGUGUUAUUAUCCGUCAUUGCCUUCAUUUCCGGAUAUCCUUUGUACCGAAAACUAGACCCCGUAGGGAGCCCAUAUACACGGUUAUUAAAAGUCUCCUUUGCUGCAAUAAGGAAAAGAAGUCUAACCAUGGUCUCAGAUCCUAGAGGGUUGUAUGAGAAUGAGGAGCUUGAUGCUUCUAUAGCCGGCAAUCGGAGGCUUCUUCACACUCAACAUAUGAAAUUUCUUGAUAAGACAGCCAUUGUCACUGAAGAAGACAACCUCCAAUCACCCAACCUGUGGAGGCUAAACACCAUCCAUAGAGUUGAAGAACUGAAAACGUUUAUUCGAAUGGGACCGAUAUGGGCAGCUGGAAUCAUCCUGAGUGCAGCCUAUGCCCAACAAAUCAGAUUCUCAAUCAAACAAGCCCACACCAUGGAUAGACACCUGACAAGGUCAUUUCAAAUUCCUGAAAGCUCCAUGACCAUCUUCACAGUCACCUCCAUGCUUGUCACAGUAAUCUUCUAUGUCUGUGUGUUCGUCCCUAUUAUCCGUAGAUUCACGGGUGUAGGCCGGGGCAUCUCUUUCCUGGUGCGGAUGGGUAUUGGCUGUUUCAUUUUCAUACUAGCCACCCUAGUUGCUGGCUUCAUUGAAGUGAAGCGUAAACAUGCCACAAUUCCUGUCACUGUCUUUUGGCUCGUGCCACAGUCCGCCCUACAUGGCAUCUCUGAGGCCUUCAUGCUUAUUGGAUAUCUUGAGUUCUCGUAUGACCAGGCACCGGAUAGCUUGAGGAAUACUGCUUUGGGGUUGUUUUCGAUAGCCAAUACAGCUGGGGUUUAUUCCAGUGCCCUUUUGGUGUCACUAGUGCACAAGUUUAGUGCUGGUCCAGGUGGUUCAAAUUGGCUUCCCCAUGAUGACUUGAAUAAAGGGAAGUUAGAAUACUUUUACUGGUUGAUAUCAUUGCUGCAGCUUGUGAAUCUUGUUUAUUACAUAUGCUGCGCAAUGUUCCAUACCUUCAAGCCAUUGAGACGGGCCAGUCUUUGAGGGAAGAUAGUGGUGGUCAGGGAAGAGGUUGAUUCUGUUCAUUUUACUGUUCCCACUUCCUCUCAAGAGACUAUUCAAGAUGGAGGCUUACACGAAUUGAAGAGUUGAACACACAAGACAUCUGAAUCAUUUUCAAAAAUCUUAUAAGUACUAACUUAGGUAGAGUUUCCUGAAUUUCUUCAUUAGAAAUAUAGAUAAAUUCAUCUUUCACAGCAUGCUGAUGGUCAAAAUUUAAGAACUAUGAGGAGAAUUACCAUUCUAUGUUAAUUGCAUGUUACAUGUAAAAAAAAUUUAAGGCUAGUGAGUGAGUUAAUUUUUAGUUAUUAAAAAAAUUAA